Messenger RNA from Melozone crissalis (California towhee), 1168 nucleotides. RefSeq names its product UDP-galactose translocator-like. Gene Ontology annotation, biological process: pyrimidine nucleotide-sugar transmembrane transport. Gene Ontology annotation, cellular component: Golgi membrane. Gene Ontology annotation, molecular function: UDP-galactose transmembrane transporter activity. NCBI's taxonomy places the organism in Eukaryota, Metazoa, Chordata, Aves, Passeriformes, Passerellidae. The record is from RefSeq and is a predicted model, not a curated record.
GCGGAAGUGCUGUGCAGGUGCCACCAUGGCGGCCCCGGGGGCGGCGGAUGGGGGAGGCUCCGGAGACUCCGCGGGGCCCGCGACGGUGUCCCGCAAGGUGAAGUACGCCAGCCUGGGCGUGCUGGUGCUGCAGAACGCGUCGCUGGUGCUCAGCAUCCGCUACGUGCGCACCCUGCCCGGGGAGCGCUUCCUGCCCACCACGGCCGUGGUGAUGGCCGAGGCCAUGAAGGGCAGCGCCUGCCUGCUGCUGCUGCUCAUCCAGCACCGGGGCAGCGUCCGGCAGACGGCGGUGACGCUGCACGAGGCCGUGGUGGGACAGUUUGGGGACACGCUGCGCCUGGCCGUCCCCUCCCUCAUCUACACCCUGCAGAACAACCUGCAGUACGUGGCCAUCUCCAACCUGCCCGCCGCCACCUUCCAGGUGACGUACCACUUGAAGAUCCUGACCACGGCGCUGUUCUCGGUGCUGCUGCUGGGCACGGCGCUGUCGCGGCUGCAGUGGCUGUCGCUGGCGCUGCUGUUCGCGGGGGGUGGCGCUGGUGCAGGCGGAGCAGGCUCGGGCCGUGCCGGGCGCCGGGGGCGCUGCCGCCGUCCGCAGGCCCCGAGGGGCCGCCGCAGAGCUACGCCGUGGGGCUGGGCGGCCGUGGCCGCCUCCUGCCUGUCCUCGGGCUUCGCCGGCGUCUACUUCGAGCGGCUGCUGAAGCGCUCGGGCGGCUCCAUCUGGCUGCGCAACGUGCAGCUGGGGCGCCGUGGGCGGCCGUGGGGGCUGGGCGCCAUGCUGGCCGCCGAGGGCCCCGCCGUGGCCGCGCUCGGCUUCUUCUACGGCUACAACGGCGCCGUGUGGGCCGUGGUGGUGAACCAGGCGGCCGGCGGGCUGCUGGUGGCCGUGGUGGUGCGCUACGCCGACAACAUCCUCAAGGGCUUCGCCACGGCGCUCUCCAUCCUGGCCUCCACGGCCGCCUCGGCGCACCUGUUCGGCUUCCGGCCGCGCGCGCCCUUCCUGGCCGGCACCGGCCAUGGUGCUCGCCGCCGUCGUGCUCUACGGGCGGCCCCGGGCGCAGCCCGCCGCCCGCGGGCAGGACCCCGGCAAGUCUCCCAGCAAGGCCAAGGGCACCUGAUGGCACCGAGCGACCCCGGGCCCUAUAGAGCAACCCCUGGGGCGCUAUAG